Messenger RNA from Photinus pyralis (common eastern firefly), 2133 nucleotides. RefSeq lists its product as uncharacterized. Lineage: Eukaryota; Metazoa; Arthropoda; Insecta; Coleoptera; Lampyridae. The transcript has 3 exons. The coding region runs from base 107 to 2017 and encodes 636 amino acids. The record is from RefSeq and is a predicted model, not a curated record.
AUACCGAGUUUCAGUGGUUUUAUUUUAAAAAUUGUUGAUCCAAGUAGUAUACGACGACCGUACAUUUCUGGAUCACAGCUAUUUGAAAUCAAAAUUUUGUUUGUAGAUGACAUUUCCGACCAUUUUAUUAUCUAUGAUUUUACAUUUUACCUAUUUAUUAGUAGUACUUUUUGGUGACGCUAUUGACGCACAGGAGACUAAUUAUAAGUUUAGGCUAAGGAAACGAGUUGUUGGUACGCAAGUGAGGGAGCCUUUUGGACUUGUGUACAUCAAGGGGCGGCUUGUCGGUGUCCUUGAACCUUUCACCGAUCUUUACCAAUUGGCACCCGUUCCAAGUGAUCGUGAAGGUCUCGUAGGGAUACUAAACGAAGGUCGACAAGCCGAGCCCAGCGAGGAAUUCGAAACCGAUCAAAACGAAUACGUACGUUAUACGGACGAGAACUAUCCAAUGAUUUUGACAGAUUUCAAAAUCGACAGUAAAAUCAAUGCUAAGCAAGACAAUUGGCGGCCUUCUAAUGAAAAGGACAAUCAUCGUCAGGGCACUGGUCGUGGUGAUGAAUCUGUUAAAACCACAUCGGACUCUAAGAAGUCUGAUUCGUCAGAUAAACUCGAGCGGAUAGAAGGCGAUCUGCGUGGACUCAUAUAUGAUUUGGGCCUCACCGACUCGGAAGCAUUAAAAAAUGGAAAAAGAGCGAUUAAACGAGACACGAAUAUCGAAGACGAGGACUUGGAAGAGGGACCAAAUAAUAUUCAAAUUGUAAAAGCCACGCAUGAUUCCGAAAGAAAGAAACGAGCUGCAUUUAGCGCUACCUCCGCGAAUCAAGAACCCAGAUCAACGGAGCAGAAUGUCGAUGAAAGAAAAGCGACAACUGUUAGUUAUCAAAGCGUGGAAGAGGCGAACGUGAGGAACAGGAGGCAUGAGUCAGUUGAUCUGAACAAGUCGCCAGUGGUCUAUUCCGAAAAUGCUCUAUCAAAAUUAGAAAAACGCGAAGGCACCGAAACAACGAUGGAAAAACAGUUUGAGAAAAAUAUACAACGCAUACAUGCGAUAAAAGACGAAAUGAAGGGAGGGAUAGCGUCUUUACAAACCAAAACUUUGGAUAAUACACAACGGAGCAAACAUAAAACCUCCGAUAGUUUACAGGAAGUGGAAUCUAAGGAGGUUUAUCCUUUGGAGCACAAUGUACGUACCAAACGAGAUGCAUUUGGUGAUGAGAGUGCGUUUACCGCUAAGAUAAAAAGUGGAAAAGAAAGUGAAGAUGAAAAUACUGGUACAAGAGACACGAUGACUACCGUCACAAGUUCAAAUCCAAGACAAACAGGGGCACCCCAAACUCUUGGCAUGGCAUUGCUUUCCAAUGGUGUCAGUGAACCAACACACACCGAAAGUUUGGCAUAUGACGCUUCAACUCGGAAGCCGUCCAGGAAGCGACGCGAGAUAAACGGGCGUAAUGUUGCAAAUAUAAUUCAUACGCGGAAAAAACGGGCUGAAGCUCUAAUACCAUACGGUAACGUGGCCUAUUUGCCGUACCGCGCAGAAGAUGAGGAAAUCGACGAAGAGGGUGAUGAAUACCAAGAUGACGGUUUUGACGACCGUUCGGUCAGUUUCGGCCAUUUGGGCAGAUAUUCACUAGAUUACCCGAGUCAUUUGAAAUACGAGGAAUCCUACGGGACAAAUGGUCGCCCAAUUCGAAAAUAUUUCAAUCCAGACGUUUACGAGCAUGCUCGAAGCAUUCUGCAGGAUGCUUCCCCAUAUAUUAGAAGGAAACGGCACAAUUUUGCAGCGUUACAUAGCGGAGGUCUUACGCGUCACCGUUUGGCGGAGAGACAAUUUCGAGAAGAGGCUUCAAAGAAAGGCAUCGUCCAACCUACUGAAGGUGCCACACGGGAACAGCAGCGCAUUACCGAUUUGUCCGAUACCGACUUAUUCCGUGCUCUUCCGCAGAGUUACGAAGGUGAAUUGUCGCGAUUUAAACGAGUCAAACGAAAAACUGCCUUCCCAAAAGGGGAGGGUUAACACUUGUUUUAUUUAAUUUAUUGGUAACUAUUAUAUUAUUUAAUAUUAUAUUAUACUAAAAUGGGUAUGAAUCGUGAUCAUUCUUCCUUUCUCAUGGUAGAUAAUAUAAACUUUAC